AUGUAAUCUGAAAAUGCUCAGUUUUGUUAAGAAAUGAGAUAACAAUUAAGUGAUAUCAAGAAUAGAAUAAAUAGAUUAUUACCUUAAAGGAGUGUUAGUCCUAUAAACAGUCAAACCUCAUCUACGAUGUCAGAAUAAUCUCAAUAAUCAUUGAAAUCAAGUUAGUUCAUUCGGCUUUCACAAGAAGAUGAUGUCUAAAAGAAUAUAGCAAAGAUAAACAAUAUGAUAAUGGAAAGAAGAUAAAAAACCGAGUAACUGCUAAAAUAUUAAUAUUGA
Molecule: messenger RNA, 276 nt
Organism: Paramecium sonneborni
Lineage: Eukaryota; Ciliophora; Oligohymenophorea; Peniculida; Parameciidae
Source: the annotation of a GenBank genome assembly